This is a messenger RNA of Cynara cardunculus var. scolymus (artichoke), 1659 nucleotides long. Its product is annotated as cytochrome P450 CYP72A219-like. The transcript has 4 exons. Lineage: Eukaryota; Viridiplantae; Streptophyta; Magnoliopsida; Asterales; Asteraceae. Bases 1 to 1551 code for a protein of 516 amino acids. The record is from RefSeq and is a predicted model, not a curated record. Gene Ontology annotation, molecular function: monooxygenase activity; iron ion binding; heme binding.
AUGGAAACAUGGGGUAAAGUUGUAAUCGCCAUUGUUAUAGCUGUCAUUGUGAGAUGGGGAUGGAAAUUACUCAACUGGGUAUGGUUGAACCCAAAGAAGCUAGAGAAGUGGCUGAGAGAUGAAGGGUAUAAAGGGAAUUCSUAUAAYCUGCUAAYRGGUGACMUKAAASAGWUUGCAACAAUGGUGAAUGAAGCUAGAUCAAAACCACUUCCAAUCACCCAUGAUAUAACUUCAUAUAUUCUUCCCUUUGAUCAUCAUAUCAUCACCAAAUAUGGUAAAAAAUCAUUUUUCUGGUUGGGGCCAAACCCAAGGAUGUACAUCUGGGAUCUAGACCUCAUCAARGAGAUAUUAUCAAAACCCGAUGAGUUUCAGAAGCCUCAUCCUGAGCCAUUUCGAGAUAGCAUCAUCGGCGGAGUUCUGGUUUCCGAGGGUCACAAAUGGAUCAAACAUCGCAAAAUAAUUAAUCCCGCUUUUCAUCUUCAAAAUCUCAAGAUCAUGUUCCCUGCUAUCUGCUCGAGUUGUAAUGAUAUGGUCCACAAAUGGGAGACUCUAAUUGCCGCAAAGGGUCCCACCGAGGUGGAUGUAUGGCCGUAUAUCGAUAAUUUAGCCGGUGAYGUGAUUUCACGAACGGCAUUUGGCAGCUGCUACGAAGAAGGAAAGAARAUAUUCAGAAUCCAGAAGGAACAAAUGGAUCUUGUAUUCCAAAUGCUGUUUAUACUUUUUCUUCCUGGCAGGAGGUUUAUACCCACCACCACAAACAAAAAGUUUAACGAAAACCGCAAAGCGCUUCGAUCGAUGCUGAAGGGUAUCAUCRACAAGAGGAAGAAAGMAAUCGAGAUGGGAUCAGAAGGUGGCUGUGAAGACUUACUCGGAAUUUUACUCGAAUCAAAUUCGAAAGAGAUCGAAGAAGAUGGAGUUGGAAUGRGUAUGGAYGAUGUGAUCGAAGAAUGCAAGCUAUUUUACAUCGCUGGAUCCGAAACAACCUCCAAUUUGAUSGUUUGGACUAUGGUCUGUUUGAGUUUGCAUCAAGAAUGGCAARUCCAAGCUCGACAAGAAAUCUUGGAAUWUUUCGGUACCRGAAAACUUGAUUUUGAAGGUMUGAAACACCUCAAGAUUUUAACAAUGAUACUAAAUGAGGUUCUCAGAUUAUACCCACCGGYAGUCAUKGYUGUACGGGCUACAACCAAGGAUACGAAGCUGGGAAACAUGACGAUACCAUCGGGUGUGCACUUAACUUUACCUAUUAUGCWUAUACAUCAYGAUCGUGAAAUAUGGGGUGAAGAUGCAGCCGAGUUCAAACCCGAAAGGUUCUCAGAAGGAGUUUCGAAUGCAACAAAGGGCAAAGGGUCAGGUUGUUUUUUUCCGUUCACUAGCGGUCCUCGUGUUUGCAUUGGACAAAACUUUGCGAUGACGGAAGCAAAAGCAGCAAUAGCAACAAUUCUACAACGGUUCUCGUGUGAGCUUUCUGCAUCCUACAAACAUUCUCCUUUCCCUGUGUUCACUCUUCCACCCCAGUUUGGUGCUCACUUGAUUCUAAGUAGAAUCUCAUAAUUUGCAUUUCAUAGCAAUUUCUUCAAAUACAUGGUGUAUCCAAAGGUGAAAAGCUGUUUUAUUAUUUAAUAACUUAGUUGUCUAUCCGUGCAAUCGGCUAAAACUCUA